Triticum aestivum (bread wheat) is the source of this 4227-nucleotide messenger RNA. RefSeq names its product disease resistance protein RGA2. Lineage: Eukaryota; Viridiplantae; Streptophyta; Magnoliopsida; Poales; Poaceae. The transcript is spliced from 5 exons. The record is from RefSeq and is a predicted model, not a curated record. Bases 3136 to 3990 code for a protein of 284 amino acids. Gene Ontology annotation, molecular function: ADP binding.
CCAAUGCGUUUCUUCCCUCCAUCCCCAUCCCUGGUUCAUGCAUCUUUCAUCCAACGUACUCCUACAAUUCAAUUGUACUGUACGUCAGUAUCCCGCAAUAACUUGUUUGCUUGCUUCUCACAAAGUGUACUGUGUGUUCUGCCCAAGUUUUCCAACCCCCCCUUCUCCAACAGAUUCAAAUUUCAAAACAGACAGCCACACCACAAUAUUUGGGCGACGACCAAUUCAAACCAAACUUAGUAGUCGCCGGGGGGUUGUGGAUUCAUCCAUGCUAAUCACAAAACAGUAUCUGAAAUGAGUUUGGUUUAUGUUAUUAUUAUCAAGGAAAAAAAAUAAAACUAAAUAUGUCUUCGUCCAAUGGGUAUAUUCUUACACAAAUCCUUCAUUAUUUCUGUGUCAUUUUCAGAAGCAUUCCAUACAACUAUCAAUUUUUUUAAUUGGUUCGAAACAAUGUACAAAUAUAAUUCGUAGAUUUAACACAUUUCAAUUAUUUUUAUAUUCAAUCAGUUCUAGAAACAUUCCACAUACAUUUCAUACAUUCCACAUACAGUUGGUCGAUCUGAUAAUUGAAGUUACAUUUUUAUGAAGAAAAAUAUGAAGGUUUUUCUAAAUUUGAAACCAUCUUGAAUUUUGUAAUUGUGGGAAAUAAGCAUAUUUGAAACUAUUGUGAGUCGCCGUGUUUAGAUAAGAGGUUGCCUGGUAGGCUAGUCGCACAGGUGCGCGACGGUGAUGUCAAUCUUGGUCGGUAAUGCAAGGCACACCAUCGUUCGUGGCUGCAUGCACUCUUUAUCCACGGCAAAAUUCCCCCCUCUCCGUUCCAUCCUCGAUAAAAUGUGACCAAGACAAAUAUUAUCAUAGAACUGCCUUAGUUUUUCUAUUUCAGUUAUUUCGUCAAUUCAACCACUAAUGCUUCAUGCUUUUUCUAUUUCAGUUAUUUAGUCAAUUCAACCACUAAUUCCUCCUUCAUUUCCUUCUUCUUCUUUGAAUCGCCUUGCCCGAUGCCGCUCGAACCGCCUGCUACUGCAAGGCUAGUCACUUACUCCGUGUUGCCGCCGCUCCCAACCAUCUUCAUAUCCAUCGGUACAACCUCCCGGCAUCCCUCUUCCGUCCUGAACCUGUCAAUUUCCAACUGACCUCUAUCGGGCGACGUCGUUGCCGCGUCGUACCUGGCUCCAUACCGUGCCUGGAUCGACCUCGCUAGUGGCCCCACGCCUCGUUGUCGCUCAUCGUGACACUCCGUAUCGGCCUCAUGGCUUCACACAAAAUCAACCGACACAAAUGCAAUAUAAAUUAUUAUCAUGCUAGGAGGAGUAUAUACCGAAAAAGGGUUUCCCCCCGCUUUAUAUUCCAAAGCACCAACACCGAUCACAGAGCAAACGCUGGGGCGAGCAGCACAACAAGCCAAAGAAAAAGAAAAAGAAACAAUGCCAACACCGGCAGCUCGACAAAGCGCGGAUGACCCACUACCGCUGCGCCCUCCGAAACCUACCCACCACGAUCCUAGGCUCCGAUCCUCCGCGUACCAAGCAGCACCUCCAGGAAGGAAUGCGACGCCGACGACGCUGCUGCCCGGACGUGUCCUAGGGUUUCUCCCGGCACGCGGAGGGUAGAGGGGAAUGAAGACCACUGACACCCUCCAGGGAGGACUGGUGGCACCCGCAGGUGUCACCGCAUCGGAGUCGGAAGACCCGACAAGGAUUUCUCCCAACUCCAAACCCCACCGCCCAACCGGAUCGGAGCCAACUAGCCCGCUCGCCGCCCACCAGCAUGCGCCACUGCGGGCGCAGCGCCACCCACGCCGUCUCACUGAGAUCACCACCACGAGGCCAAGAGAACAAGGAGAGGAGGCGUUGGUCGACGGGAGCAGCAGCGCCGUAGUCGCGCGGGAGGGAACCACCUCCUCCGCCGUCGUGCAGGAGGCUCGUGCCUCCGGCACCGUCGCGGUCGCUGUCCGGACGCAGCAGCAGGGCAUACCAGGCCACCCCUGGCCCGACCAGGCCCAAAUCAGGCCCGCUAAGCCCCUCCGGCCACGCUGCAGCAGGGCGGCGCCCACCGCCCAUCGCCGCUCCCCCGCCUCCUAGAAUCCACGCCGCCGACCCGCCCGCCGUCGGCCCGCACAGACCUAGAUGGGGCCCGAAGGGCCUAGAUCUGGGCGAGCGGGCGCCGCCUAGCCGCGCCGCCGCGCCACCCCGCCGCCAACGGCGACGCCACCGUCCAGCCGAUCUCCCGCGCCGCGCCAGGAAGCCCCGCCGCCACGUUGGACUGCCGUCGCCUAGGGAGCACCCACCGGCGCCCUCCGCCCUGCGUCGGAGAGCAACCGUGAGGGGAAUGGCAGGGGGCCCCGCCAGCAGCGUCGCCCGGGCCAGGCCCGGCAGCAAACGCCGGCGACGGCGGCGAGGAGGGGGAGAGAGAGGGAGAGCUGGCGAAGGAGGAACCGGGGCGCGGUCGGUCGCCCGCGGGGCGACGCGGUCGCGAGAGGGUAAGGAUGAAAAAGAAAACAGUAAGCAAAGACUUUGGCAGGUCAAGUCAAGCAAAAUAUUGGUAGUCCUACUACUAGACAAAUAGUGUGCGUCCAGAUCCAUUCCAGCACUUAUUACACCAAUCACUCACUCUCUAUUUUCUCACUCUCACUCCACUGCUCCCCUGCUCUGCUCUACUCUCCACUCCCCGGCAACUGCAAGCCCUGCUGCUCCUCAUCUCCGCCUCGCCGGCCGGCAGCGCAGCGCAGCCCCCGCCGCCUCCUCCCCUGCCAGAACCGCCGUCGCCUCCCCCCCACUCUCCCAUCACCACGGCUCCCGGAUCAGGACCAGCCGCACCGUGCUGCCGCCGCGCACAGCAGCAGGUCGCAGCUAGCUAGGCGUCAGCGGCACCGGUCACCGACGGCAGAGGCAGGCAGCGCACAUCACCGGCGGACGACCUGGUGCGCGCGCGUCAACGUACGCACCACUCAACCCAAGACCAAUCCACAAGGGAAAGUUUUUGCAGCUAGCCAGGACAUUAAUUUGUGGCUACCAGCAACCAAGAUUUAUGUACGAUCACAUUUGACUCAUUCCAGACAGCCCGUUUGCAGCUAAGAAGCUAAGCCUGGACCUCAUCUGCACGCAUCAAGGUGCAGGCACGCACGCCCAUCCGACGAUGUACGCCGCCCUCAGCACGGCGCAAUGGGUGGUGGGCAAGGCGCUGGCCCCCGUAGCGGAUGGUGUGCUCGGGGCUUGGGCAGCCGCCAGGAACUUUGGUCCCACUGUCGAGGCCCUCAGCACGGAAUUGUUGCUCGUGAAGGCCACGCUCGAGCAGGCUGCCCUCAAGGAGCUCAGUGGCCCCGCCAUGGAGAUGCUGCUGCAGAAGCUGCGGAAUUUGGCGCACAGUGCCGAAGAUUUGCUGGACGAGCUGGACUACUUCCGCAUCCACGAUGAGCUGCACAGCACAUAUGAUGCAGCAGAUCACCAUGGCGAGGGUGGCGUCCACGACCUUGCCCUCAAUGCUCGCCACACGGCCAAAGCUGUUGGCAAAAUGGUCAACUGUUGCCCUUGGCAGCGUGCUAAGCACACACAGAGGACACACGACGAUUCCUCUUUGGCCCCAAACACCAAUCGGAAGCUCAGCAGAUGCAUGUCCAACCUCGGGGGAAUGGGGAAGACAACUCUGAUACAACACAUAUAUCACAACCAACAAGUGCAGAAUCAUUUUCCAGUCAAGAUUUGGAUAUGUGUGUCAUUCAAUUUCAAUCUGGAGAAGGUGCUAGAACAAGUCAAAAGGUAUACCCCUGCAGUUGAAAGUGAAAAACACUGUAGUACAACAGAAGAGCACCAUUUACUGCACUUCACGCAAUCGAGCAGCCCAAGACGCUCUUCAAAUGAUGGGAAGAUGACCAAAGUGGUAGCGGUGUAUGGAAUGGCUGCGGAACCAUCCAGUUCCAAUCUAACUUUUCCAUCAGGCCUUCACGCAGUUGGUAAACCUCUGAUGUUGUACAAACUGAAGUUUCUCUUUUGAAGUAUAAGUACACUCACCAAAAAGCCGGGAGAGGAGAAGAUGAUUGGUGGUCGGUCACCACAUAUUAGACAUGCUACGUGUAUUGUCAUUGUCAUCAUGUGAUAAUAAAACACUAUGUCACACCACAUAUUAGACAGUCUAUGCAUAUUAUCAUGAGAUCUCAUCAUCUGAUAAAACAUUCUACCACAUCCUUUUAUUUACGUCCUGAGUUAUAAUAACGGCACACUUUCCCUUCUA